Messenger RNA from Symbiodinium sp. CCMP2592, 231 nucleotides. The record is from the annotation of a GenBank genome assembly. NCBI's taxonomy places the organism in Eukaryota, Dinophyceae, Suessiales, Symbiodiniaceae.
AUGGCAAACCCGGUAGAGUUGCCUGCCGCUACCUACCGCAUCCUCGAAUCCGAAGGACUGCACCAGAUGCCCUUGGAAUGGUACCGCGAGGACGUUUUGACCCAGAGCCAAGUGGAGGUAAUCGUUGGCAACUACAAGGCUGGAGGCUUUGUCCGGGCGCUUGCCGAUGCCUACAAGUCCAACUUGAAAGCCUUUUGUCCUGUGGCUGCAAUGCAUCAGGUGAUCGGUUAG